UUCAUUGAUAUCAUUAUCAGCUGUUGUUAGACAGUUAGAUUGAGUUCAGUGCCCAUUGCCCCCAGUGGUUUACUAUUUCGUGUCCAUGAACUUUACGGCUAAUUGAAAAUGAGGAAAGUGUUCCCGGUUAUUUCUAGAAGCCUUUCACACGUGUGUAGUUUAAAACCGUAUAAAGAGACGAAAUGGCUGAUGCCAAAUGGAAAUCCAACGGGUGCGUAUAUUUACAACUGUGUUGCAGACCAGAAAGUUCCAGUAAUACUUAACGACCCUCACAUAGCCACCUGGUACUCGUGCGGCCCUACAGUGUACGACUCGGCUCACAUCGGACAUGCGAGCUGCUACGUGAAACUCGACAUCAUUCAACGAAUUAUAAAAUCAUUUUUGAACAUCAAACUUGUGACUGCAAUGGGAAUUACGGAUAUCGACGACAAAAUCAUUAAAAAAGGUUUAGAAACUAAGACGCACUUUCAAAAUAUCGCCAAACAAUAUGAACACGAGUUCUGGCUUGACAUGUCUUCACUGAAUAUUGAGAAACCUUUAAUAAUAACAAGAGUGUCAGAACACAUCAACUCCAUUGAAAGUUUUGUACAGAAACUUAUUGACACAGAGAUGGCUUAUGUCACAAUGGAUGGUUCAGUUUACUUUGACACAACUAAAUAUCCAUCUUAUGGGAAAUUACAAAGAGCACAAACUGAAGGAGAAGCAGCUAAUGAAGAAAAAAGGAAUAAAACUGAUUUUGCUCUGUGGAAAGGUCAUAAACCUGAUGAGCCUUCAUGGAAUGUGAAAUGGGGGAAAGGCAGGCCAGGGUGGCACAUAGAGUGCUCAGCUAUGGUCAGUAAGGUGUUUGGUUCUCAAAUAGACUUCCAUGCUGGUGGUAUUGAUCUUCAGUUCCCCCACCAUGAGAAUGAGGAGGCUCAGUCAUGCGCAUACCACAACACUAGACAAUGGGCCAACUAUUGGAUCCAUGUUGGCCACUUACAUGUUAAGGGUGAUACUAAAAUGUCUAAAUCUCUGAAAAACACUAUAUCAAUACCUGAGUUGUUGAAAUCCCACAGUGCAGAUGUGUUCAGGAUGGCUUGUCUGACAUCCAGUUACCGGUACCCAAUGGAAUAUAGUUCAGAAGUAAUGAAAACAGCAGAAGAAGUCCUAAACAAAUUCAAAUUCUUCUUAAAAGAUGCAUUCAUUUAUGUCAACAACAAUGCAGUCAGCAAUGGGGAUUACAAAGAUAAGAUUCUAGAUGAUCUACAGAAGAUUGAGGAGGCUAACAUUGAGGCUUUGAAAAAUGAUUUUAAUACUGCUGUUUGUAUAAAUAAUCUCCUUACUUUAGUGAGUAAUGCUAACAAAGUGAUUAGGUUAGACACUUCAGAGUACUACCCGGUACCUAUUGUGUUAAUAGCUGAAUAUGUAACUGACAUGUUGACAAAAUUUGGACUAAAACUGCAGGAGUCUGCACAAGACAGUGUAUUGUCUAACUCUCUAAUAGAUACUCUUGUUGAAUUCCGACAUACUGUGAGAUUAAAUGCCCUCUCUAGGAAAGAUAAGGAGGUACUACAAGCAUGUGAUAUUGUUAGGGAUAAAAUGAAGAAAAUGAAAGUACAAAUCAAUGAUAGCAAUAAAACCUCUUCUUGGGUUUCUGUAAAAUAACUCGUGAAGUAAGGUUGUUAUGUAAUGUAAAAUUUUGUGAUAACUUAAAAUCAAAUCAACUAUGAUAUUUCCUCUAACUUAUAAUAAGUUCUCUGUCACUACACUAUUAGUUUUAUUGUAAUCAUUUGUUAUUGUAUUUUUCCAAUCCAUUAUGAGAUUAGAACAUGUCCAUAAAUAAAGCAAUAAUAUGCCCUGACCUUAUUUUUAUCAAAUGAUUUUACUACAGGGCUUUACUCUAUCAGUACUACAUUGAAAUCAAUAAUGUUCUAAAUAUAGUGUAGUGUAAAUUGUGUAAAUAAUAAACUGACAAAUAGUACAUGUUAAGAUAUUGAAAUAAAAGUAUAUCUCCACUGUUCAUUAAAGUUUUUAUUUUCAUAAUUUACUUACAUUCAAGUCCAUGACUAGACUAUGAUGAAAUGAGAUUUCCAGGGUCUAUGUCACAAGUAUAGAAUACAAACUAAAAAAGAAAAGUUUAAUGGCAAGUAUGAUAUAUUGUUCAGGGUUCACAUUUUGUGUCAUCUUGUUUUUGGUAUAAUUUUGACAAUAAUUAUGUGAUUUUUACAUUUUGUUUUAAUGAGGAAACAAUCAUUUUCUAUGCUCACAAUCACCAGAGACAGCGGGUGAAUUCUAAACAUAGCAAUGUUAUAAUCACCAUCAGUCUUAUAAUAAUUUCACAUAUAUAUUACUUUGUUCAAAAAACCGAUUCCUUAUAAAUACAUGAGCGCAGUUCUAAACAAACAUUAAGUACAAUUGACACAACAAUUAGAAAUUCAACAAGAUAAAGAUUUUAGUAUACUACAAGCUUCGUUAUAUUGAGUUCGGAAAUCCACUAUGGAAUGUUAACUGACCAUUAGCAACACUAUGCCCAAUCCAAGAACGUCGAAAAGAAGGCGGACAUAAUAUUACUUGGAAAUGAUUGAAGCACCAUUUGUCAGUGGUUUUUUUAUGUGCGGGUGUGUAUGUUUUACAUUACCAGAUGUCCUUUGUGUCAAUGUGUCUAUGUUCGGCGUAUAACUCUAUAGUAGCCAGGUGCCACAGUCGUUGUUUCAAGAGAUUGUGUCCGCCUUUCUUUCAACGUACUUGGCCCAAUCUCUAAACAAUAUAUUGCAUCUUACCUAUUUACUGAAAACUUUUUGCUAAAGAGUUUCGCUUAGGAAGAAAUUCUUCUUACACAAAUAAACAUUUAAAUAUCACAUAGAGAAAAACAAUAAAAAAAGAAUCCUUUGGUACUUAUAAGAUUAAAUCUUAUUUCAUAAGUGAAACUGUGGAAGACUGUGGAGAAUAUUGACGAAAAUACAUUAAUUAAUCAGUAAAAAAAUGGGCAUAAGCGAGUCCAAACAUUACCCUUUUAAACCGCACGACUAGUAUAACGUAAUUACCGAAUCUACCGACUAUAACUAUUUCUGCAAACCGAUACUACAUACAUACACAAAAU
Molecule: messenger RNA, 3079 nt
Organism: Spodoptera litura
Lineage: Eukaryota; Metazoa; Arthropoda; Insecta; Lepidoptera; Noctuidae
Gene: CysRS-m
Product: cysteine--tRNA ligase-like protein, mitochondrial
Biological process (GO): cysteinyl-tRNA aminoacylation
Cellular component (GO): cytoplasm
Molecular function (GO): cysteine-tRNA ligase activity; ATP binding
Source: RefSeq, a predicted model, not a curated record